Cucumis sativus (cucumber) is the source of this 885-nucleotide messenger RNA. RefSeq lists its product as uncharacterized. Bases 88 to 789 code for a protein of 233 amino acids. The transcript has a single exon. Lineage: Eukaryota; Viridiplantae; Streptophyta; Magnoliopsida; Cucurbitales; Cucurbitaceae. The record is from RefSeq and is a predicted model, not a curated record.
GAAUAUGUGUAGCUCUACAAAAUUAAAACCAAACCCCCACACCCAAAAACCUCUCAUUUUCGUUUUUGUGAUUAAUUCCAUUUCAAUAUGGAACAACACUUAAGUGAAAGCAGCUUGAAUCUGAAUAAUUAUGAUGUUAUAUUUAGAUCAACAUCAUCAUCCAAGAAUUGCAGCAGCAAAGUUGAGUGGUUGAAAAGGAUGGUGAAGCUGACUGUGUUUUGUUUGCUUUUAGGGCUGUUUUUUUCUCUCUUCUCUCUAUUUCCUCAUUCCUUUAGUGUCUAUUUUUCAACUUUCCUCUUCUCCAUUCUAACCCAUGCUGUGGAAAGAAAAUACAUGUUCUUGAUUUGUAAUAUUGGAAUUCUUUUUCUUCUUGCCACUUCCUCUGUUUCUUCUUCUUCCUCUUCCUCUUCUUUUGGGAAUUAUUGUCCAUUUCCCCAUUCCCGUCAUAAUCAUCAUCACAACUUAUUUGAACAUGAUGUUGUGGCCGCUGUUGCCACUGAUGAAGAAUCUGAUUCUGAUCACACCCAAGAAGAAGAAGAAGAAAAGGAAGAAGGAAUAUGUAGAGGUGAAUUAUUAGAAGAAGAAUUAGAAGAAGAUGAAGGGUGUUUUACAGAUGAGGUUGAAGAAGAAGAAGAAGAAGAAGAAGAAGAUCAAAAAGAAGGAAAAAGGAGAGAAUUAGAGAUAGUGGUGAGCACAGAAGAAUUGAACAAGAAAAUUGAAGAGUUUAUUAGAAAAAUGAAGGAGGAAAUGAGAAUUGAAGCAGCUCAAACUCACCUCAUUGCUGUGUAAUUUAAUUAAGUUAAAUGAUUGCCUAAUUAAUCAAUAAUAAUAUUGAUAUUAAUAUUAAUAUUUUUAUGGUCUAAUAAACCUUUUUCUUUUAUAUAU